CAGAAAAAUCCCUCCGUGAGCAAACGUAGGAAGGAAGAAGGGGUAUGGCGACAAUGAUUGAGGAAAAUGGUCCUUCGAGUCAUGAGCAGCCUGAAGUGUCCUCAUCCUCCCAGGCCAGGCAGAAACUGGAGGGGCUCCUGAACAAGAACAUGAGGAUCCGCAUGACGGACGGACGGACUCUGGUGGGGCUGUUCCUCUGCACAGACCGGGACUGCAACGUCAUCCUCGGCUCGGCUCAGGAAUUCCUCAAAUCCACAGACACGUUCUCCCAGGGGGAACCCAGAGUCCUGGGCCUGGCCAUGAUCCCCGGUCACCACGUGGUAUCCAUCGAGGUGGAGGCAGACAGUCUGGAUGACACACAAGGAUUUGGAGCGAACCACUGACGAAGCCCUGCCUGUCUGGACGACUCUCAGCUCAUUCAUGUGACUGACUCUCAUCGAGCCAGAUGUUGAGGCUGCAGCUGAGCCCAGAGGACAUCGGACAUCUUGGCUGGAGGAUUUUUAACCGGUUGCUCUGCGUCUACAGACACACAACCCCUGUGCCAGUAUUCUGGGUUUAACCAGGUCCCUCCAUGCUUGAAGGAGCGUCCAUUCGCAGUGACAGCUGUACAGCACAGCGUUUGUGUGUGACAAGUUGUGGGCAAACAGCAGCUACCUGGAUGUGUGUGGAAAUGGUGUUUCAGUGCCGUGUAUGGUAAAAGUCUUUGUUACGACAUGUUUUAAAAUAAAUGGCUGUAUUUGAGGCAUUG
Seriola dumerili (greater amberjack) is the source of this 748-nucleotide messenger RNA. RefSeq names its product N(alpha)-acetyltransferase 38, NatC auxiliary subunit (gene naa38). NCBI's taxonomy places the organism in Eukaryota, Metazoa, Chordata, Actinopteri, Carangiformes, Carangidae. Gene Ontology annotation, cellular component: NatC complex. The record is from RefSeq and is a predicted model, not a curated record. Gene Ontology annotation, molecular function: RNA binding. Bases 45 to 383 code for a protein of 112 amino acids. The transcript has 3 exons.